AUGAAAAUGGUAGUAGCAUCGGAGCUGGGAGAUAAGGACAAAGACGCUUCCGAUAAUGAAGGUCCUCUCGGAAGCUGUGGAUUGGAAAAAGAUCACUUUUCCUCUGGUGAUGACGCAGUGGAAGCUGACAGCGAAGAUGAAGCUGAACCCCGUGAGGAUGACAAUGACAGUGCCGCAGAGGCUAGUGUGGGGACUAAUGCGGGCUGGGCAGAUGCCAUGGCUAGAAUCCUGAACAAGAAGAUUCCUGAGAGCAAACCCGCCAUCCUGGUCAGAAACAGAGAGCUGGAAAAGGACAAAGAGAAGUUAAAACAAGAGAGAUUAGAGAAAAGGAAACAGCUUGAUAAGAAGCGGGAAUGGGAAAUGAUGUGCAGAGUAAAGCCAGAUGUUGUCAAAGACAAAGAAACGGAGAGAAAUCUUCAGAGAAUUGCUACAAGGGGUGUGGUGCAGUUAUUUAAUGCCGUUCAAAAGCAUCAAAAGAAUGUAGAUGAGAAGGUUAAAGAAGCUGGAGGCUCUAUUAGAAAACGAGCUAAGUUGAUAUCCUCGGUUUCCAAGAAGGACUUCAUCAGUGUUCUGAGAGGGAUGGAUGGAAAUGCAAGUGAGAAGACUUCUGCUGGGAAGAACUCGAAAGCCAAACAGACUGAAGCAAAAUCAGAAGAGGGCCCAGGAUGGAAGAUCUUGCGUGAUGAUUUCAUGAUGGGCGCAUCCAUGAAAGACUGGGACAAAGAAAGUGAUGGAGCAGAUGAUGGCAGACCGGGGUCUGGGAGUGACUGA
Messenger RNA from Rangifer tarandus platyrhynchus (Svalbard reindeer), 771 nucleotides. The record is from the annotation of a GenBank genome assembly. Lineage: Eukaryota; Metazoa; Chordata; Mammalia; Artiodactyla; Cervidae.